This is a messenger RNA of Punica granatum (pomegranate), 1279 nucleotides long. Lineage: Eukaryota; Viridiplantae; Streptophyta; Magnoliopsida; Myrtales; Lythraceae. The record is from RefSeq and is a predicted model, not a curated record.
GGACUGUGAUUGCCAAAAUGGAAAUUCCACCUCUCGAUUUUCACGUUUAUCUUCACAUCCUGUCUUUGUCUAUGAUCGGAGAAAGCUGCAGACGCUGUGAGGUGAGGAGAGUUGGGAGUGAAGAUGGCGGCAGAGUGUGAAGCCAUAGGGGUGGUUGGCGGCGGCCAAAUGGGCUCUGGAAUAGCUCAACUCGGCCUCGUCCACGGCCUCCACGUCUACCUCUCAGAUUCCGACCCGGAGGCCCUCGCCAGAGCCUCCAAGUCCAUUUCCUCUUCAAUUCAACGAUUGAUCUCCAAAGGCAACCUCUCCGAGGCAGAAGGUAGCGCUGCCCUGCAGCGUCUUCACUGUACCUCAUCGCUGGAAGAGAUGAAUGGGUGCGAUGUCAUCAUUGAAGCGAUCGUGGAAUCUGAAGAGGUCAAGAAGAAGCUGUUCGUUGAGCUAGACAGGAUCGCGAAGGCUCCUGCGAUUCUAGCAUCGAACACGAGCUCCAUCUCCAUCACUCGUCUAGCCUCUGCUACUAAGCGACCUGCCCAGGUUAUUGGGAUGCACUUCAUGAAUCCUCCGCCUGUAAUGAAACUUGUUGAGAUCAUACGAGGUGUGAACACAUCAGAUGAAACAUUUCUCGCCACGAAAGCAUUGGCUGAAAGGUUUGGAAAGACGGUUAUAUGCUCACAGGACUAUUCGGGAUUCAUCGUGAACCGGAUUCUGAUGCCAAUGAUAAACGAAGCAUUCUAUGCCCUCUUCACCGGGGUCGCAACCAAAGAAGACAUUGAUACAGGGAUGAAGCUGGGGACGAACCACCCGAUGGGCCCACUUGAGCUCGCAGACUUUAUUGGGCUCGACGUCUGCCUCUCGAUAAUGAGAGUUCUCCACUCAGGCCUAGGAGGCAGCAAAUACGUCCCCUGCCCUCUUCUGGUUCAAUACGUUGACGCAGGCCAGCUUGGGAGGAAACAAGGCCUCGGAGUUUACGAUUAUCGAAAAUCGCCUGGACCAACCAAACCAAAUUCUCGACUUUAGAGCUUUACAUGUUACAGUACCUAAAACAACAAUGCUUUUGCAGAUAUUUAUUAAUACUUGUAGCGAUGGAGGAUUUGUCUGCUCGUCUAUGUACGUGAGAGGCAGCCAUUGUGGAAGUCCUGGUAAGCUGUCCCUUUCUGGGUGAUCAUUUUUCUGCAUAUAUAUAUAUAUAUGUAUGUAUGUAUGUAUGUAUGUAUUUAUAAAGAGAUGCUGUAUAUGAAUAAUGAGGGGACAUGAGAGCGGCCCCAUGGAUUGAAAAUCA